AUGUUGACCAAUUUCUCCACUGUGCUGAGAGCCUGCGCUCAAAGAAAUGUUCCUCUGGGUGCUGGAGUGGCUCUGGCCUGCAAAUAUCAAGAAAACAAUCAACUGUGCGUCUGUCUUUAUGGUGACGGUGCUGCCAACCAGGGUCAGAUUUUUGAAACCUACAACAUGGCAGCUCUCUGGAAGUUGCCCGUCAUCUUCAUCUGUGAGAACAACAGGUACGGCAUGGGCACCUCUGUGGAGCGAGCUGCGGCCAGCACAGACUACUUCAAGAGGGGAGAAUUCAUUCCUGGUCUCAGGGUGGAUGGCAUGGAUAUUCUGUGUGUUCGGGAAGCUACCAGAUUUGCAGCUGAUCACUGCCGUUCUGGAAAGGGCCCUAUUCUCAUGGAGCUCCAAACCUACCGCUACCAUGGACACAGUAUGAGUGAUCCAGGCGUCAGCUACCGCACACGCGAGGAGAUCCAGGAAGUCCGAAGUAAGAGCGACCCCAUCUCCAUGCUGAAGGAUCGCCUCCUCAGCAACAACAUGGCCAACAUAGAGGAGUUCAAGGAGAUCGAUGUGGAAGUGAGGAAGGAAAUCGAAGAUGCCUCUCAGUUUGCCACCACAGAUCCUGAACCACCUCUGGAAGAACUCUGCAACCAUAUCUUUCACAACAACUCGCCCCUCGAGGUGCGCGGCACCAACCCAUGGGCAAAGCUGAAGUCU
This is a messenger RNA of Menidia menidia (Atlantic silverside), 702 nucleotides long. NCBI's taxonomy places the organism in Eukaryota, Metazoa, Chordata, Actinopteri, Atheriniformes, Atherinopsidae. The record is from the annotation of a GenBank genome assembly.